UGGUGCACUGUUGUUUCUGGUAUUUUAUCGUAGUGAAUAAGUUUGUGUGUAAUUAGUUUUCUUGGCAUAGUAAUCUCUUUAAUUUUGCAAUAUAUUUCAUGGCUUCUGUUGCUGAACCUUUGACUCUCGAAAGAGAUGUCAAACGAGCGAUUGAAUUAUUGGAAAAGCUGCAAAAAAGUGGUGAAUUGCCAAAUCAAAAGUUAGCUGCUCUACAGAAAGUGCUGCAGAGUGAUUUUUGUACAGCUGUGCGAGAAGUCUAUGAACAUGUUUAUGAAACUGUUGAUAUAUCCGGUAGUCCUGAUAUCAGAGCCAGUGCGACAGCUAAAGCAACAGUAGCUGCAUUUGCUGCUAGUGAGGGCCACGCCCAUCCUCGAGUUGUUGAGCUUCCAAAAACAGACGAAGGUUUGGGGUUCAAUGUAAUGGGGGGUCGCGAGCAGAAUUCUCCAAUUUACAUUUCGAGAAUUAUUCCUGGCGGAGUUGCUGAUCGGCAUGGUGGUCUAAAACGGGGCGAUCAGUUACUUUCUGUAAAUGGUGUAAGCGUUGAAGGUGAAAAUCAUGAAAAAGCUGUAGAACUCUUAAAAGCAGCCCAAGGAACGGUAAAACUUGUUGUACGUUAUACACCAAAAGUCUUGGAAGAAAUGGAACUUCGCUUUGACAAGCAGAGAGCUCUUCGUCGUCGUCAAAACCACUAAAAUCGUGAUCCUUGAAUGUAUUUUUUAAGCUUUGUGGAUAAUAUUGGUUAUUUAGGUGUUAUUGGGAAAAUGCUUAAGUUAUGUAACUCUUAGAGUUUUAAAAUUAAUAUUUAAAGUAUAUUCAUUUAUGUUAAAUAGAAAGUGUUUGAAGUGAACAAUGAUUAAGUUCUUGGUAUUUGAGAAUUUUCAUUACACAUUCCAGAUUAGAUGUAUUAUGUCUAACACUCUAAAGCAGCAUGAUUGAUAAAUGUCAAGUAUUUAAGACUGAUUUUGCAUGUUUCAGUAUGUUCUUUCAGAGUGUGUUUAUUCAGUAUGUAAAGUUGUUAAAUAAACUAAAUUGGAACAAUAUACUAUUUUAAAAUCUGUACUGAUCAGUAUGUGUUUUAAAACAUGGAGAUGGUAGAAAGUUUAGUUCUUUUAACCUAUAUUCUGAACAAUUAGUAUAUGAAGUAUUUUGGAAGGUUAAUAUUUCUUAUUGAUAUAUAUAUAUAUAUUAUGUAUAAUCUACGAUUUGAAAUUGCUUUGAGUAGUCACUCAAUUUUGCCUGUUUGAAUUAGUUCACAUAAUGGCUUAAAUAAUGAGAUGGUAAAUCAUAGAUCACUUUUCUUUUUCAGCAUUAAACUGUAAAAGAAUCACUUAA
Messenger RNA from Stegodyphus dumicola, 1332 nucleotides. RefSeq names its product L27 and PDZ_signaling domain-containing protein veli (gene veli). NCBI's taxonomy places the organism in Eukaryota, Metazoa, Arthropoda, Arachnida, Araneae, Eresidae. The record is from RefSeq and is a predicted model, not a curated record. Gene Ontology annotation, molecular function: protein binding.